This is a messenger RNA of Hyla sarda, 1140 nucleotides long. RefSeq names its product forkhead box E1 (gene FOXE1). Lineage: Eukaryota; Metazoa; Chordata; Amphibia; Anura; Hylidae. Gene Ontology annotation, biological process: anatomical structure morphogenesis; cell differentiation; regulation of transcription by RNA polymerase II. Gene Ontology annotation, molecular function: RNA polymerase II cis-regulatory region sequence-specific DNA binding; DNA-binding transcription factor activity, RNA polymerase II-specific. The coding region runs from base 1 to 1140 and encodes 379 amino acids. The transcript has a single exon. The record is from RefSeq and is a predicted model, not a curated record.
AUGACAGCGGAGAACCAACAGUCCCCUACCAGAGCUACUGGAGCGGGCACCAACCUACAACAAUCAAGUAACUUUUCUAUGCCAGUAGUAAAAGUGGAGAAGGAAUCAGUCCCUGAAGCAAGUGUUUCCAGUGGAACUUCUGAAGCAGAGGACACACCUAAAGGAAGAAGAAGAAAAAGACCCCUGCAGAGGGGUAAACCGCCUUAUAGUUACAUUGCUCUCAUAGCAAUGGCCAUCGCUCAUUCUUCUGACAGAAAACUUACUCUAGGAGGCAUCUACAAGUUCAUUAUGGAAAGGUUCCCUUUUUACCGGGACAACUCAAAGAAGUGGCAGAACUCCAUCAGACACAACCUUACCCUCAAUGAUUGCUUCAUCAAAAUCCCUAGAGAGCCAGGGCGGCCUGGGAAAGGCAAUUACUGGGCCUUGGACCCUAAUGCCGAAGAUAUGUUUGACAGUGGAAGCUUCCUUAGAAGAAGGAAGAGAUUCAAAAGGACAGAUCUCACCACAUAUCCAGCUUACAUACAUGACACUAGUAUGUUCCCACCUCUACAAAUGAGUAGGCCGUCAUAUCCAAAUUCUGUGUAUUCUAACAUGACGAUGAGCCCCACAUAUGGUCAGCAGAUCACCCCUCAUUCAUCUGUCUAUUACCCAUCUUCUUCUCCUGCCUUUGGUUCUAGCCAGUCCAGAGUGUUCAGCAUUAAUACACUUAUAGGGCAUUCCAGCGGCACAGAGCAUACCCAGCAGACAAGCAGAUCCAUGAGUCCAGAGGUCAACUCUCCCAAUACCAGCUCUUGCAAUUACACUGGUGCAAGUUAUAACAGCCAAGCAGGGGGAGGCAUGCUACAAAGACCUGCCAACCCCAUGCCAUACUCCUAUCCAGUGCCCAACAGCCACCUACAGGUGAAUCAAGGUUCUUAUUCACAUGGCAACACACAGUUGUUUGGCACAUCCAGCAGAUUAGCCAUGCCCACAUCUCCAGUGAUGAACGGUGAUAGCAUGGACUUUUAUGGCAGGAUGUCUCCUGGACAGUACACCUCAUUGACUGCCUACAAUAGUAAUGGACAGCUAACCAGCACAAGUGCCUAUCUGCGACAUGCAACUUAUUCUGGAAACAUGGACAGGUUUGUGUCUGCAGUUUAA